Molecule: messenger RNA, 1658 nt
Organism: Melitaea cinxia (Glanville fritillary)
Lineage: Eukaryota; Metazoa; Arthropoda; Insecta; Lepidoptera; Nymphalidae
Product: transmembrane protein 181
Exons: 12
Coding region: 1-1593 (530 amino acids)
Molecular function (GO): toxic substance binding
Source: RefSeq, a predicted model, not a curated record
AUGGCAAUCAUGGAUACAGCUAACGUUGGAUACUCUUACCAUCUACCUGCCGGUGGUUGGAACAACAAAAUACGCAAUACCCUAUCACAAUUCAGUGAUUUAUUUAGCGAGUUUAACAAAUAUAUAGCGCCUGCAUAUCACCACGACCGCUGUGAAAGGUCUGUCCAAAUGAGGGUUUACUCUAUGCACAAAGGAGAAUUCGUUAUGAGUUUUAUAACAUUUUUUGCUUGUUUGGGUCUCGGUGUUUUUAUAGGAUUAGCAGGUCCGUCCCCCACGUCAACGACGUCGGUGUCCGCUACAAGCGUGCUGUCGAACAUCAGCGCGAUCUCUAGCGGGCCCUUCCACUUGCGGAGCCCCGCGCUGGGCCCCCGCGCCCAACAACUGUGGCUGUUCGCAGAGAUACUCACCGACAACGACGACGAGGAAAUAUUUGAUAAAAGUUUUCAAAUCAGUAUAUCGAUCGACGGCGUUCUUAGCGAUCACACAACAACCAACCUCGUGCCAGAGUCAACGAACCGAACCCAACACUUGAAGUGCACGAAACAAGUGUGCGAAGAAGUGAUGGUUCUACAUCUUGGCUCCUUAGAAUAUACGCAUUACAUUCUACAUGUCAAAUUCUACGGUCUAAAGGAGUUCCAUAAGCGAUAUCAUAUAAGAGAAAUUGUUUUCUAUUUCAAAACCUACAAUCCAGCGUUCACACAGAUGGAGACGUGGUUCAGAUUUAUAUUCCUACUCACUACUUUCACAGUGGCUUGCUGGUUCGCUCACACGCUGAGAAAGUAUUCAACUCAAGACUGGGCCAUCGAACAGAAGUGGCUCUCUAUUUUAUUGCCAUUAUUGUUACUUUACAAUGACCCGCUGUUCCCGCUGCGGCUGGUGUCGAGCGGGUGCGUGGCGCCGCUACUGGACGCGCUGUUCCAGACGACGUUCCUGGCCGCCGUGCUGCUGGCCUGGCUCGCGCUCUACCACGGCCUCAGACAGAACGAAAGAGGAUUUGUAUCUUUCUAUCUAUUCAAAAUAGUGAUAGUGGGACUGAUGUGGGUGCCCGCCAUGGUUGUAGCGGUGUGGCAGAAGUACUACGCGUACUACGACCCAACGUUCAACUACUAUAUGAAUCCUAAUUAUCCUGUUGUAAAAAUAAUGUUCUUCGUUGCUGUAACAUUGUACUUCCUGUACCUACUGGUACUUAUUAUUAAAGCGUAUAGUGAUUUAAGAAACAUGCCAUUUUUCGACGUGCGGCUGCGCGUGCUGGCGGCGUGGCUGGGCGCGGCGGCGCCGGCGGGCGGCGCGCUGGCGCUGCGGCGCUGGGGCGCGGCCGCGCUGCAGGACCACUGGGCCGCGCGCCCGCGCCAGAGCUACGACACCUCCGCGCCCUUCAUGGCGCUCUACUGCCUCCUCAACUUCCAGCUCUUCGCCCUGGCCUACCUCUACUCGCCGGCCGCCGGUUCCUUUCAUGAAACUGCUAUAACUAAAGAUAAUCCUGCCUUUUCUAUGAUAAAUGAUUCGGAUGAAGAAGUAAUCUACGGUUCAGAUGAAGAAAGCAGACGUCCUCUCAACUCUCGCUCUCACAGAGCGACUAGUGAAGAUAUAUGAUCAACUAUGUUUUCCAAAUAUUAUGUAAUUUUCAUUGUUAUAAAAUAGAAAAUGAAAGUCUUAAA